Molecule: messenger RNA, 3516 nt
Organism: Xiphias gladius (swordfish)
Lineage: Eukaryota; Metazoa; Chordata; Actinopteri; Istiophoriformes; Xiphiidae
Gene: enpp2l
Product: ectonucleotide pyrophosphatase/phosphodiesterase family member 2
Exons: 25
Coding region: 141-2708 (855 amino acids)
Biological process (GO): phosphatidylcholine catabolic process; immune response
Molecular function (GO): nucleic acid binding; polysaccharide binding; phosphodiesterase I activity
Source: RefSeq, a predicted model, not a curated record
GAGAGGCAGUUGGACCCCUGCGCUCUGCUCCAUCGAUCUGCAGAGGCGCACAGAGGAGCUUCCAUCGGACGUUGGCCGCAGUCUCUGAGCUUUCGGUUUUUUUCAGGGGGAAUGCCAAAAGUGGAUUCACUGUUUGCAACAUGCUACUGGGCAAUUUGGUAGUGGUUGUGAUCUGCCUGUGGGGCACGGAUGUCAGCAGAGCUUAUGUGUUUCAAGCCAGCCGGCCUGCAGAGGGAGGAGACAGCCCACCACCUCACACUAAAGUCGUCUCAGAGUGGGUCAGCUCAGCGGGCUCCUGUAAGGGGAGGUGCUUUGAGCUGGAGGAGGCCAAACCUCCAGGAUGCAGAUGUGACAAUCUGUGUAAAACCUACUACAGCUGCUGCUCGGACUUUGAUGAGCACUGCCUAAAAACAGCCGGAGGUUUCGAGUGCACACAGGAUCGCUGUGGGGAGGAGAGGAACGAUGACCAUGCCUGCCACUGCUCGGAGGACUGUCUGGAGAGAGGAGACUGCUGCUCCAACUACAAGUCGCUCUGCAAAGGUGAGACCUCCUGGGUGCAUGGAGACUGUGAGGAGAUUAAGAGUGCUGAAUGCCCUGCAGGCUUCAUCCGUCCUCCCCUCAUCAUGUUGUCUGUUGACGGGUUCAGAGCCUCCUAUUUGAAGAAGGGCAAAUCUGUCAUCCCCAACAUGCAUAAACUCAGAACGUGUGGUACAUCAGCACCCUACAUGCGGCCAGUCUACCCAUCAAAGACCUUCCCAAAUUUAUACACCCUAGCCACAGGUCUUUACCCAGAGUCCCAUGGGAUUGUGGGGAACACCAUGCACGACCCGGUGUUUAAUGCCACCUUCAGCCUGCGCACCAGAGAGAAACUGAACCACCGCUGGUGGGGCGGACAGCCAAUCUGGAUCACGGCAGAGAAACAAGGAGUGAAAGCAGGCACUUUCUUCUGGCCUUGGGUGAUUCCUCUGGAGCGGAGGAUUUUGACGAUCCUGCGUUGGCUGCAUCUGCCUGAUCAUGUAAGGCCAUACGUUUACGCUGUCCACUCAGAGCAGCCCGAUACCUACGGACAUCGCCUGGGACCGCUCAGCAGUGAGCUGGAUAACACUCUGAGGGACCUUGACAACAUCAUUGGUCAGCUGAUGAACGGUCUGAAGCAGAUGAACCUGCACCGCUGCGUCAACGUCAUCAUCGUAGGAGACCAUGGUAUGGAGGAGGCCCACUGUGACAGGACGGAGUUUCUCAGCAGUUACCCGCUCAACAUAGACGAGAUCAUGCUGAUCCCCGGCUCGCUGGGCCGAAUACGACCCCGCGACCCCAGAUCCACCACAUAUGACCCAAAAGUAGUUGUUGCAAACCUCACCUGCAAAAUGCCGACCCAGCACUUCAAGCCGUACCUGAAGCAGCAUUUACCCAAGAGGCUUCACUACGCCAAUAACCGCAGGAUCGAGGACGUCCACCUGCUGAUGGAGAGGAAGUGGCACAUUGCCAGGAAAAUGCCCGAAAAGCUGAGGAGUCGUUGCGGAUUCUUUGGUGACCACGGCUUCGACAACAAGAUAACCAGCAUGAGGACGAUCUUUAUGGGCCAUGGGCCGAGCUUCAAGUUCCAGAAGAGAGUGCCAGAGUUUGAUAAUAUAGAGUUAUACAACGUCAUGUGUGACUUGUUGGGGUUGAAGCCGGCGCCCAACAACGGGACACACGGCAGCCUGAACGACAUGCUGAAAGAGCCACCGUACGCGCCCGGCAUGCCAGAGGAGGUGACACCGCCGUCGCCGGCGUCGGACCCCGAGGUCGCCGCGGCGCAUGACCUGGGCUGCAGCUGCGAUGACGAGAACAAAGUGGAGGAGAUCCUUGAAGCGUUCAGUCCUGCACCAGAUGGAGUCUACAGUUACAACAGCACCCACCUGCCGUUUGGUCGUCCAGCGGUGAUGUUUGACACUCAGUACAGUUUGCUUCAUCAUGUGGAGUUCAUCAGUGGGUACAGCAAAGAGCUGGCCAUGCCUCUGUGGACAGCAUACACACUGCCACGACAGGAGGACGUGACUCCUGUGCCGGAGGUCGCCCCCAGUGGUCAGUGCAUCCGAGUUGACUCCAGAGUGUCGGCUGAUCACAGUCAGAGCUGCACCGCCUACAGCCAGACCAGCCACCUCACCUACGGCUUCCUCUUCCCCCCAGGGGUAGCGUCGUCUCCUGAGACCAGAUACGAGGCUUCGCUCAUCACCAACACCGUCCCCAUGUACCCCGCCUUCAAGAGAAUGUGGAGUUACCUGCAGGGGACGCUGCUCAGACGUUACGCAGACGAACACAACGGCAUCAACGUCCUCGCCGGGCCCGUCUUCGACUACAACCACGACGGCCUCCGCGACACCACGGAGAAGAUCAAAGAGUUUUCACCCGACGCUCCGCCCGUCCCCACCCACUUCUACACUGUCGUGACGAGCUGUCAGGAGCUGAACCAGACUUUGGAGGAGUGCGACGGAGCUCUCAGGGUCUUUUCCUUCCUGCUUCCUCACAGGCCGGACAACAGUGAGGCCUGCAAUAGCGCCGAGGAUGAGUCACAGUGGGUUGAAGACCUGCUGAAGCUCCAUACGGCCCGGGUCCGAGAUGUGGAGAUCCUGACGGGCCUGGACCUCUACCGAUCCACCAACUUCACCUACACCAGCACCCUUAGCCUCAAAACCUACCUGCACACCUUUGAGAGUGACGACUAGACACGCAGGGAGACAGACACACACACAUACAGGAUCCAGCCGUUUGUAGAAGUCCUGCAUUUUCACUACAUGCCUGCUGGACAGCCAGCGCAUUGUUGUUCCACUCCUGAGGAACCGCCGGGAAGUGCUCGGAAAGGGGAGAAUAUUUUUGAAAUUUGAAAAGAUUAAAAGAAUGGUUUGGCAAGUAGUAGUUUGAAGAUUAAACGAGGAAUAUUGAAUACUAUCCAUGAAAUCUGAGAAAGAAUAAGCUAGCACAGGAAUGAUGCAGGAUGGGGGACUUUUCUGACAGCUGCCACUACAGUUUUCACAAAUACAAUAUAUAUAGUACAUUCUCAUGCUCACAUAAAGGACCAUACCAGUGUUUUAGCUCCAUAACUAUAAAAGAUGUAUACCUUACAUUCCUACUGACCAUUGAUGUUGUAGAAUUUGAAAAAAAUAAAGUGUCCUUUCUUAGUUAUAAAAAUCAAUUAGCAGACUCUUGAAACUUGUGAGGAUUUUUCAGCCUAACGUUCAAAUGAGAUUUUCAUGCUGUAUGGAAAUAAGUGGAAGCCAAUUGCUGCUUGAAAAGUUGGAAAAAUUCGUUAAAUUAUAUGCAAGUCUACAGCAGGGUUUAAUCAUUUCAAGUUAAUAGGCUAAAACACACAAAAUUGCUGGUAUGGUUCUUUAAAGGGAUAGUUUGAAAUUUUGGGAUACACAGUUAUUCUCCUUUGUGUUGAGAGUUAGAUGAGACUGACACCACUGUCAUGUUUGUAUGGCAAAUAUGAAGCUGAAGCCAGCAGCUAGUUAGCAUAACUUAGCAUAAAGAAUG